This is a messenger RNA of Teleopsis dalmanni, 866 nucleotides long. Its product is annotated as neo-calmodulin-like. The coding region runs from base 311 to 841 and encodes 176 amino acids. The transcript has a single exon. The record is from RefSeq and is a predicted model, not a curated record. Gene Ontology annotation, molecular function: calcium ion binding. NCBI's taxonomy places the organism in Eukaryota, Metazoa, Arthropoda, Insecta, Diptera, Diopsidae.
UCAGUGUACAUCUUUAUUUUUGCAAUAUAUAUUCGACAAUAAUAUCCAAAUUAGAAAUGUAGUUCUCUUCCAGGAGUAAAAAAUGCUUAACACUUAGCACGAACCCACAAUUUUAGUGAGUUUAGAAAUGGCAAUGAAAAAAGCACUGUAACUUAUUCUGUAUUUUGCAAGAUAAGUAACUAAAUGCUUUCAUUAUAAGAGAUAAUUUUAAUUGAAAUUAUUAUUCACCAAUUAAAUCGAAUUCGUUUAAUACAUUAAAUACAUUAAAUUUUAUAAGACCACACUUAGCAGUAAACAACAGUGCUUAAAAAUGGAACAAAAACUUGCAAAACUAGCAGAAAGCCUGAAUUUGAAUGAUAAACAAAUGAUGGAAAUCAGAGAAGCCUUCACCAUGUUCGAUACGAAUGGUGAUGGCUCUAUCAAUGUAAGAGAAUUGGGCACUGUUAUGCGCUCAUUAGGAGAGAAUCCGACAGAAGCCGAACUUAAGGAUUUGAUAAGCGAAAUUGAUGCAGAUGGUAGUGGAACAAUCAAUUUGUAUGAAUUUACCAAUCUAAUGGGCCGAAAAUAUACAGGAAGAAGUGACGAAGACGAUGUUCGCGAAGCAUUUAAAGUUUUUGAUAAAGAUGGGGAUGGUUUUGUGACUUUUGAUGAGGUGAAAGCAGUAUUAUUAAAUAUGGGAGAAAACUUAACCGAUGAAGAAUUUGAGGAUUUGUUCCAUGAGAUAGAUCUUGAUGGUAACGGAAAAAUAGAUUAUGAAGAAUUUGAAGCUCUUAUGUCUCCCAUAUCUAGAAAAAAACGUAAACUUAAUUUUGAUUCUGAUUCAGACGAAGAGAAUAAUUAGAUAACAUAAGAAUUAAUUAACGGGC